GGAGUGCGGCGAGGCUGCGGCGGUUGCUAGCUCGCUGCUGUCACGCGUUUUCAGUCGGAACAAGCCGAGUCGCUCGCCAUGUCCGGGAGCGCGGGAGAGUGGUGUCUGAUGGAGAGCGACCCGGGGGUCUUCACGGAGCUCAUCAAAGGCUUCGGAUGCCGCGGCGCUCAGGUGGAGGAGAUCUGGAGCAUGGAGCCCGAGAACUUCGACAACCUGAAGCCGGUGCACGGACUCAUCUUCCUGUUCAAGUGGCAGCCGGGGGAAGAGCCCGCCGGCUCCAUCGUGCAGGACUCCAGGCUGGAGCGCAUCUUCUUUGCCAAGCAGGUCUGUGGCCGCGGCUCCGCCCGAGAGCCCAUCUUGUUUUCAACCCCGGCGCGUGCGUGCGUGCGUGUGUGUGGUCCUCAGGUGAUCAACAACGCCUGCGCCACGCAGGCCAUCGUCAGCGUCCUCCUCAACUGCGCCCAUGCCGACGUGCUGCUGGGCGACACGCUGACUGAGUUCAGGGAGUUCUCGCACAGCUUCGACGCCGCGAUGAAGGGCUUGGCCCUCAGCAACUCCGAGGUCAUCAGGCAGGUCCACAACAGCUUCGCCAGGCAGCAGAUGUUUGAGUUUGAUGCCAAGUCCUCGUCCAAGGAUGAAGAUGCCUUUCACUUUGUCAGCUACGUCCCUGUCAAUGGCCGGUUGUACGAGCUGGACGGGCUCCGGGAGGGACCCAUCGACCUGGGCGUGUGCACCCAGGACGACUGGAUCGGCGCCGUGCGACCCGUCAUCGAGAAGAGAAUCCAGAAGUACAGCGAGGGAGAAAUCCGCUUCAACCUGAUGGCCAUCGUGUCGGACAGGAAGAUGAUCUACGAGCGCAGGAUCGGCGAGCUGCAGACUCAGCUGGCCCAGGACGAGCCCAUGGACACGGACCAGAGCGGCACCUUCCUCAGCUCCAUCCAGUCAGAGAUCGCCAAGUACCAGCUGCUGAUCGACGAGGAGAACCUGAAGCUGAAGAGAUACAGGGUGGAAAACAUCCGGCGGAAACACAACUACCUCCCGUUCAUCAUGGAGCUGCUGAAGACUCUGGCCGAGUACCAGCAGCUGCUCCCCCUGGUGGAGAAGGCCAAGGAGAAGCAGAGCGCCAAGAAGGUCCAGGAGGCCAAGUGACGCGUCGCCCCCCGGCUGUGAGAUGCUGCAGAACAAACUGUCAAACGCAUGAAGGAAGCAAAUGUCUUAUUUUGGUAAUAAAACGUCUGGUGUUGACCUGC
Synchiropus splendidus (mandarinfish) is the source of this 1250-nucleotide messenger RNA. It is a transcript of the gene uchl5, whose product is annotated as ubiquitin carboxyl-terminal hydrolase L5. The transcript is spliced from 10 exons. Bases 79 to 1149 code for a protein of 356 amino acids. Gene Ontology annotation, biological process: ubiquitin-dependent protein catabolic process; protein deubiquitination. Gene Ontology annotation, molecular function: proteasome binding; cysteine-type deubiquitinase activity. The record is from RefSeq and is a predicted model, not a curated record. Gene Ontology annotation, cellular component: Ino80 complex; cytoplasm. Lineage: Eukaryota; Metazoa; Chordata; Actinopteri; Syngnathiformes; Callionymidae.